Molecule: messenger RNA, 657 nt
Organism: Miscanthus lutarioriparius
Lineage: Eukaryota; Viridiplantae; Streptophyta; Magnoliopsida; Poales; Poaceae
Source: the annotation of a GenBank genome assembly
AUGGAUCUGUUGGAGCGGAACAUUAAGAAGGGGGACACGGAGGAGGAGAAGGCGCGCAAGGAAGAGGAGCGGAAGGAGGUGGACGAGGUGGGGGAGAGGAAGACGAAGACCCAGGACCAGGAGCCGCAGCAGCAAGGCCAAGGCCUCAGCCUCUCACUCGCCAACGGCAGCGCCAGGUCUGGAAUGUUGCCGAUGUCGAACCCUUCAGCUAAUCCAGCACAGCUUACAAUUUUCUAUGGUGGAUCAGUAUGUGUGUAUGACUCAGUGCCACCAGAAAAGGCUCAAGCAAUCAUGCUUAUAGCUGCAGCUGCAGCAGCUGCGGCAGCCACCAAAAGCAGUGCUGCCACUGCUGUUAAGCCUCCAAUGAUGCCUACAGCCACGGUUGCCCCAGCAGCAGUCGUUUCUCCUGUGCUUACACGGUCUCCAUCACUGCAGAGCACUUCUGUAGCAACUGGACAGCCUCAGGUUGUUGCUGACCCUAGCUCAAUAUGCAAGCUUCAGGCCGAUCUCCCCAUUGCCAGGAGGCACUCUCUUCAGCGCUUCCUUGAGAAACGUCGUGACAGGAUCGUGAGCAAAACUCCCUACAGCCCCGCCAAGUCUUCCGAUGGCAUGGAGUCACCGGGGAUGGAGGUGACCGCGGAGCUCAAGGCCCAGUAA